AUGGAGGAGUUGGAUAAGUUAAUGGCAAAUGCAUGGAAUAUGUAUCAUGAGCAAAAGGCCAAUGAAAACAAGAAUCAAAGAACUCCAACUGAAGCACAGAUACAUGAAACAGUGGAUCUUCCAGAGUAUUUCAAUACUCCAAGGCUAGACAUACCAACUCCAAAGUUCAGAUUAAGAACCCCAAGCCCAGAACCUGAAAUUCCUUCCAACUCUGAAAUUCCUUCAAACUCUGAAAUCAGGAAGCCUGCCAAGGAAUCUGCAUCAAAUGAAACACCAGAAACCACAAGGAUUGAAAUUGCAAAAUACACAAGCUUCAACUUACUAUCGCCUGUUAGGGAAAAAGGAAGGGAAAAAAGGAAUGUGGAUAGACUUCCAUUGAACUUAAGGUCUCCUUUCAUGAUUGAAAAUGAAAGCAAAUUCAAGAAUGUUGAAGAAGGGUAUAGGAGGGUGGCAGAGUAUGCAUUUGUUGAAGGAGAUAUAACGGAGAUCUUGUAUUAUGACACCGUCACCACAAUCACUAGAGAAGAUAUACAUACUCUGGCAGCUAAGGAACAUCUCGUGAACAACAUUAUUGAUGCUUAUUCAUAUAUCCUAAACAUGGAAAACAAAAGGAGGGGUGUAGGGAAAACAAACAGAUUCUUUUUCUCCACACAAAUUUACCUUACACUAUGCACAAAGACGUAUUUCAAUGCAAAGGAUACACAAGAAGAGAGAAUGGAAUUUCUGUUUAGAAGGAUGGAAACAGAGAUGAAUCAUGCAGGAGUGGACAGCUUCAAAAAUAUACAACUGUUGAGGGGGUUUGCAAAAAUUUUCUGCCAUAUCGACAAGAUUCAAAGCACAGAGUAUGUGGAAUCAUUUAAAACUCGGACAAUUAAAAUGCCAUGGAGAAGCUUAAGCAACAAGAAUGAUUGUGGAGUGUUUUUGAUGAGGCACAUGCAGACAUAUGAGGCAGAAGAUGCAGAAAAAUGGGAAUGUGGACUUGAGAAAGACAAUAUUGAAAUACUACAAAAACUGAGGGUAGAAUAUUGUGGGAAAAUAUUAUCAUCAAAGCUGAAUGACGAGCAUCAUGCAAUUUCAAUGAAGUCGAGGAAAUGGAAGAAAGAGAUGAGAAUAGAUUAGAUUAAAUAUGAUUAGACUAGAACUUUAUUAUAUAAUACUUUGAUUUGAAGGUAGUUUGAAUUACAAUUUCUGUGUGUUCCUUUUUUAAUUUGAACCAAGGUUAUGUAGUCUAGAUAAUAUUUGAAAAAGAUUGUGUGUGUUGAUUUUCACAUGUUGUUUCGGAUAAUAUAUGCAUGUUUUGAUUUCUAAAAUUAGAUUUAUCAUAAGUUCAUUGCGUGUUUAUUUACUAUUAAUUUAAUAUGUUUCAAACAUAUAUUGGCAACUUCUAAUAGUAGCAAGAUAUGUUAUAAUAGAAAUUCUGAUACACAAAACAAUAUUUUGAACCCGUACUCGUCCUAUGUAAAA
Molecule: messenger RNA, 1464 nt
Organism: Spinacia oleracea (spinach)
Lineage: Eukaryota; Viridiplantae; Streptophyta; Magnoliopsida; Caryophyllales; Amaranthaceae
Exons: 6
Coding region: 1-1119 (372 amino acids)
Source: RefSeq, a predicted model, not a curated record